GUCGGAGGACACUCUGCUGUUCGACCGGGUAUCUCAGGUCAGCUAUCUUUCGGAUGCCCUUCUAGAUGAGGGCUACGACACAGCCAGACGAUCCAGAGGGCGCGACCAACAACUGCUCCGGGAGGCCACCAAUGCCAUCCCAAGAUCAUCAAGCCGGGACACAUCCUCUUCCACAUCGCCUGCGAGGCCAGCUCCUACAAUCUCGUCCAGGCGCUUUGGCCGCUCAAAUCUGCCCAGAGCAAGCGAGUGAGCUUUGAGGAUGACUCCAGCCCCACUGGCAGGACAACUGCUCUCUCUACUUCGGAUGUAAUGGCUAGCCCUCCUCCUCGACCUUCUGUCAUACGGCAUCGCUUUGGUGCUCGUGCACCUGUCCUUCAGUCUUUUCUGGACGAUGAGCCCAGUCUGUCCAGAACCCUGGAGCACUCAGACUUCCCUUAUAGAGGUCAGCGGCACACCUCACCACCUUCCAAGAUCUUAGCAGGCUACAGACCCUCCUCCCCCUUACGACAUACCUUAGCUCCUGCACCUGUCAGCACGCUGAAAGAAAGCAAAUACCUUGGACGUCCACGAGCAUCUCUGCAUCCCCGUCCGUCGCCAUACGCUUCGACUGACUUAAAUUUCGACAAAUCAGAGCUGCCCCGUUACGACCUCGUGUACGUAGAUCACGAGCCGGGGGCUAAACCAUUUCGCCGACGUCCGAGGGUGUUGGGAUCCUCGCGACGCCCAGCUGGGAAUUACUAUGAGCGUCUUCUGCGCAAGCGUGGCAAACGUCGAGGAAAAUUCGGACCUUACUACGAUGUGGAAUCAAUCGAAGGCAGCGAUCUCACUGACGUCCUGAGCGACACAGGCUCCCUGUCUGACUUGGAUGCUUCGUAUGGUACGUAUGACAGUAGUGUUACCCCAUCCUACACUUUUCAAGACUACCCUCUUUCGUCGUCCCCAUCUUCCGCAUACUACGUUGACCAGGAUACGGAAUACGUUCCCUAUGGACCCUCUCGCCAUCUUGAGACCACUGGACUUUUAGAAGUGUCGUCAUACAAUGGCAAUGAUGACGAGAAUGAAGAGUGUUCCGACACGGCGUCUCUCCCUUCUCCGAUGAACGACCUUUCAUUGUCCACGUAUCUGCCCAACAGUGUUGUUUCGUCUGCCCUCUCCCGAUCACCUUACCGUGCGGUUGUCCCCUACACCUCGUCUUUUUUAGAUAACUGUCUCGACGUGAUGCCAUCAUCGUCCCCGAGCCAAAAGCUGCUCGAUUCUCUUGUGCAAACGGCUGUGGCACGCGCUCGGUCGGCCGUCGACGCCUUAGCUUUGCCUGAUUACCACGGCGCUAGCCUUGUGCUCAGCGUGGAAGGAGCGGGAAAGAUGGCUGAUGGGAAGAUUGUAGAUUUUACCUACACACCGCCACCCAUACCGCUUUUUGGCAGAGCACCCAGGCUUGACGACCGGAUCAUGGGACUGUCGCUUAAGCGCAAGGAUGUGCUACGACCUGUUGAUGACUUCCUUGCUGGCUACGUCAAGCGCAUGGAGUCGCUUCGUUCUCAACUCUACGGAAGGCAGGACAACGAUAAGGAUAAGGAUAAGCACCCGCGCUAUGGCCUGACUGCUGCUGAGACCCCUUCUCGCCAGUACUCGACUCCUUCUUACUCGACCUACAAGCCUUACACAUCUUCACACACCUACGUCCCCGUCAGGCAUCUGAGCUCGCAACGAACAGAGCACGUGCCCGUGACGAGCUAUCGCAGGGACCUGGAUGAUGGGCGCUCCCAUCGUAUGGAUGUUUUCCCCCUCAGCGUGAUUAAACCGCGCAUUGCGGAAUCGACUCCCAAAGCCAUCACGCUGCCAGGAGCUGUUACAAAGGACGGCUCACCGGUCCAACUGUCUGUACUCGAUAGGAUUAACAUCAAGGCUGCGAUUAUUGCCAGCAAGCUGGAGCCCGAUCCAAUCAAACGCAGGCGACCUCGCUCUCAGUUCGCCGCUGACAAGCUCCGGAACAUGCGCAAGGAGGCUCAGGAGAGUGUCUACACUGGAACUGCUUCUGCCGGGAUGACAGCAUCCACCCCACCUCUGCCAAGAUUGACGGAGAGGAAAGCUAUACGCACUGAGGAAGGCUUCUCCAAACCCAAGAAUAUUCUAUCUUGGCAGUAUCGGGUGGAGUCCCGAAUACCUCCCAACGACCUGCUGUACCAGCCCUCCUCCUUCAUUCGCAUUCGCGAGCAAGUGCGUAACGCUCAAGAAAGGAUGGACCGACAUCGCCAGCUUCUAGACAGAUACCUCCCUGAUAGCGAAGAUACCGGCGACAUUGCUGCCAAAGUUUUGCGCAAGACGAGCGAAUUGGAGAAACGGAACGCUUCUUACAGAGCCGGAGGAGGCGCUGACUCCACUACAGCCACGGUAAAAAAUCCUGCCUUGUACGCAACUGGUGUAGAGCAACGCACUUCCCCGGUGUCGGAGCUGAGGAGACGUAUCAGGAAGACACUCAACAAGAGCCGAAUGUCUUACAGCUAGACCGCCAUGACACCGGGCGGCCGCCUGCUCCACUGGGAGGCGCAAGUAGGCGUCAGGAGACUGAAGCUGCUGAGGCCGAAUAGCGAGGUGAAUAUGGAUCUGAGGACUCCGACUUUUCUGUGAAGCCUCGGUCAUCUCUGUCACUUCUGCAGAGCUUAUCUAUAAAAAAAUCUCUUACUUGGUUAUAAAUAUUGACAUUUCUGCCCCUCUCUGCAUAACUUCACGAUGAGCUAUAGUUUAAUGUUCAUGCUCGUAAUUUAAAAUAAGCUUAGACGUGCAAUUGUGAAAAUUUACAUUCACCGUGCCGUUGCAAACAGGAGUGAUCUUCUAAAAUAAUUACAUGUAUGCGUUCAUAGCACUCUGAAAAAUAAUUUAUCGCAAGGUGCGUAAACAAAUCAAAAUGACAACUAGUAUGUCUAUAUAACGGUAAUAUAUAUGAUGUAUAAAACUGAUUAUAUUACACAAAACUUGCCAUUAAGGGGGCUUCCAACCGAUGUACAAUAUAUUCUACUUUCAUUUUGUAUUUCAUAAAUAUCGCCUCUAUUGUUCACGUGUUAGUGGCAGUGUCGCAUAAAAAGUUUUUAAGGAAAACGCCACUUUUGCCUCAUUAAUUGGCCUGCAACUUAGAUAGCUAUUGCUACAUUUCCAAGGUAACUUUAUUGUUUCACGGCCUGACUUUAUCAUUGGUGUGAUACUUGCAGUUUCGACUUGUAAAGAGACUUUUCUUGUACAGUUUUGUGCUUCAUGAUACAAAAUUGGUUAUGUUGUUUACGUUGGCUUUGGUGGAAAAGUGCAAUAAUAUUGCGGAUCUAUUGAGAAAAUGCAUUACUACUUCACAGCUUUCUGUAUGGAGCUGUUGAACAAUAACUGUAUUUCCGCAUUACAGUUUUUUUUUUUUUAAAUAAGAAAAGAAAUUUGCUUGUGAAGAAACUGUAUGCCUUCGUUGCUUUUUCUUAAUCGGCGAUCGCUUUGAAAGAAAACACAUCGGUUUGUUUCGCGAGAAUAAAAACUAGGUAUGAACAGGAAUCUUUCUGUGAAGGCCUUACUGCUUUUUCUUUUAAAGUCACAUUUAUGAUGAUUGAACAACAUCAUGUUUCUAAGCUAGUCUGAAGCGCCGCCGUGCAGUUUUGACAAAAGAUGAUUCAACAGAUUGCGAAUAAAUAUUUAUGUGUGUAAAUCAAAACCGAGUGAAAUAUUGAACAUUUGACCCUAUGAGUCAGUCACACGUGUGCAGUUAACAAGUAAUAUCCACGAUUGCCUCCCAAAUAUAAAAUUGCCUUUUCAUGGACCUCUCCUUAAAGGUAAUGUAAGUAGUUUCUUCGUACUGCCAUGUGAGCAAUAAGUCCACUCACUUACAUGAGAACAAUGCGAAUGUGUGUAUUUAGAUUUUCGGUCCUUUUUGGCAGAUUGAAUGUCAAUUCACGGUAUGGCGUUAAAUAAAUUUCUGUCUUUGA
Messenger RNA from Pomacea canaliculata, 3959 nucleotides. RefSeq lists its product as uncharacterized. NCBI's taxonomy places the organism in Eukaryota, Metazoa, Mollusca, Gastropoda, Architaenioglossa, Ampullariidae. The record is from RefSeq and is a predicted model, not a curated record. Bases 310 to 2505 code for a protein of 731 amino acids. The transcript has 9 exons.